Molecule: messenger RNA, 1641 nt
Organism: Nicrophorus vespilloides
Lineage: Eukaryota; Metazoa; Arthropoda; Insecta; Coleoptera; Silphidae
Exons: 6
Coding region: 1013-1525 (170 amino acids)
Source: RefSeq, a predicted model, not a curated record
GUAUAUACAGAAAUUAAUAUUAAAAUUGCGCAAAAGCAAAUCCGUAUCAUUUAUUAGAAUGCUCAAGGUUACGCGUAGCCUUUGGCCAAUCAAAUCCGACAAAUGGAUUAUCUAUUGCGUCUUAUAAACGUAAUCAAUCCUUUGGCAAUUUAAAAUUGAGGUUACUUAUUCCCAAGAAAAUCGUUUAUUUUUGUAUAUUGUCUCAGCUGACCCUACUGUGCGUCAAUCAAGUCCAUAACGUGUGGCCCAAUUAAGUGAUCUUACUUAACAAGCAUGGGUUAGCACCCGAAUGUCAUCACAUCAAUGCAGGUGGCGGCCCGGACAAUUCCAUUCCGAUCCUAUCAGCGCUUCGCACAGAUAAUUAAAUGUUUUUUGUGCAAUUCAUUCGAGAUUGACGUUUUCCUCGAACGGAUUUUGCGAUGGGGAGGAAACAGAUAAAUAAGAUGCACGAAACGUUCCAGUUUAGGAAGGAGUUUGGAGCGCUUGAAAUUGCGUCCUGGUAAUGGUGCCAUAAACGAAGAGCGGUCGGCUAAUUAAUGCAUGAUCAUAAGUGUCCUGCACGAUGUGCCGUAUAUUAGCUACGUGGUCUGACCAUAAGCAUGGACGGUUUAUGGAAAACCAUGCAAUAUUUCGUUUGGCGCGUUUAUGGGCGACAGCCCGCCCAUAACCGGACCAUCGAAAAAGCUUACGUAACGGUCGGAGACGCGCGACCUGCAUCGGUUUCGAGCAGGUUCGAUUUCAUUACAACAAACUAUUGCUGGCGACUUUCGGUUUCGUUUUUAAAGAACGGUAUUUGAAUAGAUAAACGCCUUUGGUAUAAGCCUACCACCGUCCUCCUGCGAGGAGAGGUGGUCAAGUCACUUUCACCGAUAACAUAACAGAACUAAGACACCAAAGCGCCGCACUCAGUAUUUUCACCUUGCUGUCGGCACACACGGCCAAAAAAAAACAACAACAACUUUUUUCUUUAAAUUUGUAUAAAUUAUACAGAUUAUAUAAUCUUCUUGCUAUUAUGGAUUUACGGGCUGUGAUCUUGGCCCUCGUGGCUUCGGUGUUCAUCGUCCUGCAGGAAGCGCCUAUGACGAAGGCGCAGCAGCAGCCAGCUUUUGAACUUCCUGUGGAACUCGUCGGUUUUCCUGUUAUCAUCGUUGCUGUUAGGUUGUCAAAUUUCGUGAAGAAAUUGGCUUACUCUCUGAAUCCAAAGACCUACGUGGGCCGGUCACGCAGAGCCGUGGAUAGUGCAGAUAUGAUAGAUAUGGCAGAGGCUGAAAAGCGAUUAGUGACAGAACUGGGAGAAAACGUGUGCAUUUAUAGCCGGGUCUGUUUACAUCAUGCCGAGAAAGCUAGCAAAUCUCUCGGGAGGAGCAGAUACAGCCUUGAUUGGGACGACAUAUUCAGCCAUUACAAGUCAUCGAACGAGAAGAAUAAGGAGUUCUACCUCCUCAGCGUCUUCCUAGGCGACAUCGUGGCCUCGCCUAAAUUCUGCCGGCAAUUAGCGAAGAGAGGACGCCAGUGCAAGGAUUAACCUGCAGCAAUCUUUAGUAUUAACAUCCUACGACUGCCUACCCAGGCUCUUGUCAUGUACAUAAGCUUACUAUAUUAUUUAGUUUUCAUUAUAAUUUCUUCUUCUUUUAGUUCUCC